AUGCCUUUCUCCCAUAAUAAAAAAGAUUUGUUUAAAAGUGCCAUAGAAAAUGGACUUAUUACUAAAUUUGAAUAUAGUACUUUUGAAAAUAUUAUAAAAAUUGAAGGUGGAGGAUUUGGUAAAGUAAAGCGCGCUUAUUCGGAAACUCUAGGAAGAGAUAUCGCACUAAAAUGUUUACACAAUACAAAUAAUGAAUUUUGUAACAAAUUUAUGAAUGAGAAAUGCUAUCUAGUGUUACAAUAUGCUGAAGAUGGAAAUUUACGAACUUACUUACAUAAUAACUUUGAAGAACUUGAUUGGAAAAUCAAAAUUAGUAUGGCUAAAGAUAUUUCACGAGGUCUAUAUUAUAUUCAUCAAAAAAAUAUUGUUCACAAAGAUUUGCAUUCAAAGAAUAUAUUGGUUCAUGAAGGAAAAUUAAUGAUAACAAUUCUAGGGUCAACUCAUCAAUUAGAUGCCCCCUCAAAUUCCUUUGAAGGUGGAAUGAUAGCAUAUACGGAUCCCGAAUAUUUACGAAAUGCAAAAGCAUAUAAGAGAAAUAAGACAUCGGAUAUAUAUAGUCUAGGGGUUCUUUUUUGGGAAUUAUCAAGUGGAAGACCUCCAUUUUGUAAUAUUCAAGAUACGGAAACAUUGCAAAUUGUUGUUUCUGGUAAAAGAGAAGAACAUAUUAGAGGAACGCCAAUAGAUUAUAUCAACGUUUAUUCAAAUGCAUGGAAAGAUGAUUCAAAUCUGAGACCAACUAUAGAAAAGAUUUGUGAUUCUCUUGAAAAUAUUCAAUUAGAAAAUGUUUAUAAUACUUCUAAUGAAAAUAUUCAAUUAAAAAGCGAUGAAAAUAUUUCAAUGGAAAUGUUCGGUAAAGAUUCUAUUUCAAUUGCAUCAAUGAAUCAAAUUUCUUCGUUAAAUUUAUCAAAAUGGAAAAACGAGGGUAUUGUUAUUGAUGAGACACCUACGAUUUUUCAAGAUAAUGCUGUUCAAGAAAAACGUACAAGUAUUUCAAACUCAAAAGCAGCGAAAAAUGCUUCGGGUGUAUUUGGAGUUGUUGGAGAUGCUUUUCAACCUUAUCAACCUUUAUUUUCUACUAUAACCACUGUUAUUAAUGAAACAGUGGCUAUUUAUGAAAAUGCCAAAUAUAAUAAAAAUAUUUGCAAUUCUCUUAUGGACCGAUAUUUUAGGGCUUUCCAUCGUUUUGUUAGAGUCAUGAAUAAAAUAAAAUGGUUUAUGGAUAAUAUUUCUACACUUUCUGGAUUUCUAAAGCAUUUCCACGCCAAUUCAAUCAAAGAAAAGUUUGAAUCGCUUAUCAGUGAGUUUGAAUCCGUUAUGAAUGAUUUACAUUUUACAACGUCUUUAUGUAAUGAUGAUCAAAGAAGAAUUGAUCAAGAAAGUCUUAUUUCGGAUCUUGAAGAAAUGACAAAGUUUUUGAGUACUAUCGGUGAGAAUGUUAUUGAUUCCUAUCAACAAGUUAAUACGGCUAUUACGGAAAUUAUUAUUCUCAAAAAUCAAUUGAAGGAUCCCAAACCUAAUGCACCAUUAAUGGAGAUAGCGAUAGAUCCAAAGGAAUUAAAAGAUCCCCAAGAAGAUGUCGCAUGUAAAGCUUCAACUAUUGUUGAAGACCGAAAUGUUAUGGUUUUUGAAUGGGCAGAUUUUGGUUCACUUCAAGAAGUUUAUAUGAAAUAUGAUAUUGGUUUGCGUUCAAAAAUUCAAAUGGCUCUUGAUAUAUGUCGUGGUCUAGUUUUUUUACAAACAUGUGAUAUUCUUCAUGGCGAUAUUAGAUGCGCAAAUAUCAUGAUAACUAAACAACUUGUACCAAAAUUAUCAAAUCUCCAAUCCUUUCGUUAUAACAGACCGGAAACAAAUAGUUUACGUUGGAUGUCUCCUGAAAAGAUGUUGAGACAUGAUUUAGACUUGAACCAAAUCAAAGAUCACGUUUUAAAAGGUGGUCGAGAAAAGAUUAUUAUGAAUUUCACUUCACAAGAAACUCGAACGAUUCAAAAUAAGUUUUUUAAGAUUAUAAUUUCUG
Molecule: messenger RNA, 2014 nt
Organism: Diversispora eburnea
Lineage: Eukaryota; Fungi; Glomeromycota; Glomeromycetes; Diversisporales; Diversisporaceae
Source: the annotation of a GenBank genome assembly